UCAUGGCUGUGAGUCUGGAAUCAUGGGGUUAAAGGCUCCUGUACCCAUUUGGCCAAGCUGCGUCAGGUGAUGGGUGACUCAUCUGAAGCUUAAAUACCAGAGUCUCCCAGGAUUCUCUCUCUUCUUCGUUGACCCUGACUGUGAGCAGACUGCUGGUGUGAGCUGCGGAAGGCCUGGCCACAUGGCAUAGAACUUUGUGUACUUUCACCAUUCCUUGUUAACAAAUAUUGAAUUGGGACGGAUAAGGGCUGACCUUAGUGUUUUCGUGUAUUUUGUUUCAGGGUUAUAUCUCUUUAGGCAGGUUUUAGAGUCUCCGGUUUGACGGUCCAUCACGUGGCUGGCUGGAGCAUUGUUAAAUUGUUUGUCAGUCCAUCCAUAUCCCUGACUGGGUUGUUUGAAUCAGGUUUGGGUUUUGUGUUCCAUUGAAUAAUUAAAACUAUUUUUGAACUUGAACCUGGUUUUUGAAUUAUGUUACGCGGCUCUGAAGUACCUGCAUUCGGGAGUCGUAACAAAAUGGGGGCUCGUCCUAAGCUUUGAGGACCCUAGACGUUUUUGGGGGUUUUUUGGUAGGCUUCUGGUGACUGAGGAAGUCUGUGUGUGUGUGUGAGGGAAUUUUUUCUUCCCUGCUUUGAGGCAGUCUGUGUUGUGAGGGAAAUUUUUCUUCCCUGUUUGUGGUAGCAUUGGUGCCCAGGGUUUAGCUGGUGGUUAGGUGCUACAUUAGAGAUGGAAUUUAAGGUGAAAGAGUUUGUUGAGGCUCCUAGUCAGGAGAUGUUUGAUAGGUGUACUAAGGAGAAUUUGAUUUUUCUGGCAGAGAACUAUGACGUGCCUAUUGACAAGCAUUCAAAGAAACAGUCCAUUAAAUCGAUGUUGUGGGCUGCAUUGGUGGAGGGUGGGGUUUUGCCUGACUGUGCAGACAGUCCCCCACCUUCUGUUCAGCCUGGUCAGGACAUGGAGGCAGUCAUUAGGCUGAAGGAGAUGGAGCUUGAGUCACAGAGAAUGGCCUUAAAAAAGGAUGAGCUCAUGCAUGUUCUUGAAAUGAAAUGGCUUGAGCUUGAGGAGGAAACCGAAAGGGCUGAAUUUCAGCUGCGGGAGAAAGAAUGAGAUACUUCCCGGUUCUCUUCUAAAGAGCAUGAGUUUGAUGUGAGCAGAAAUAUUCAUUUGGUUCCACCGUUCAGUGAAAACGAUAUUGAUAAAUAUUUCACUGUGUUUGAGCGUGUGGCUAUAUCACUGAAAUGGCCUAAGAGCGUGUGGACAUUGCUGUUGCAAUGCGUCCUUGUUGGUAAAGCGCGUGAGGUAUAUUUGUCAUUGUCUGUAGAUGAUAGCCUUGACUAUGAAAUUGUAAAAUCUGCCAUCCUCAGAGCGUAUGAGUUGGUUCCCGAAGCGUACCGCAAAAAAUUCCGGCAUGUCAAAAAAUAUGAUAACCAAACAUAUGUUGAAUUUGCUCGCGAAAAGGAGGCUCUGUUUGAACACUGGUGUGCUUCUCAGGGGAUCAAAGAUUUUGUCCAGUUAAAGUCCUUGAUGAUAAUGGAGGAUUUUAAAAAACUGUCUUCCUGACAGAGUGACAACAUAUCUUAAUUAGCAGAAAGUCUCAGACGUGUCUAAGGCCGCUGUAUUGGCGGAUGAGUAUGUGCUCACUCAUAAGGCUGUUUUUGGGGAACGGUCCUCUGGUUUCAGUGGGAGACCUGUUGAUCGUGGUGGUAUUGCUGGUAACGGUAUUAAAAGUGUUUCUGUACCUGUGGAUGGCAGCACUUCGAAGCAGUGAGAGGUCAAGGCUGAUAAAGAUGACAGGGAUUUGAGGGCUACGGACGGUCCUAUGUGCUUCUAUUGUAAGGAGAGAAGACACAUUUUAAGAUCGUGUCCCGCUCUUAAAAAUAAAAAUGCGAAGCCGGUGGCUUUGGUCAGUACGCAGAAGGCACUUGCGAUUCCUGUGGUGCCUGAGACUGAUGGUUGUAGGAAUUAUUCUGCGUUCGUCAUGCAUGGUUUUGUGUCUCUGGAGGAUGGGGGUAGUAAAGUUCCGGUGUCCAUCUUGCGUGAUACUGGUGCUUCUCAGUCCUUCAUUUUGGAUAAUGUACUACCGUUUUGUGAGAAAUCAUCUGUUGGUUCUAGUAUCCCAGUUGUAGGAUUUGGUAUGGAUGGCAUGGUAGUGCCAUUGCAUGCUGUUGACCUCGAGUCUGAGCUUGUUUCAGGUCGAGUAACUGUAGGGAUACGGCCAUGUUUUCCCAUUGAGGGAGUGUCGUUGAUUCUGGGUAACGAACUGGCAAUGGGUAAUCUUGCUUCUGCUCAGUCUAGGAUGAAGGACUGGUUCGACAGGAAGGCUUCUAGUAGGAAUUUUUCUCCAGGUGACAAGGUCCUGGUGUUGUUGCCUAUUCCUGGUUCCAGUCUGCAGGCUUGGUAUAGCGGUCCCUAUCAGGUGGUUAAGAAGGUUGGUGAGAGGGAUUACGUUAUUGGUACCCCUGAUCGGAGGCGCAAGACUCGGCUCUGUCAUGUCAACAUGAUGAAGCAGUACCAUGAGCAGGAGCCUGUGGAGGUUGAUGGGGAGGAGCUGUGUCCUUCGGUUUCGUCUAAGCCUGUUUUGGCUGCAGUGGUGCUGCCCCCUGACACGGGCGUUGAUGUGGGUGAGGCACGGUUGUCUGUGGCAGUGACGCAGGGAAAGCUGUGUAACUCUGAGGCUUUGGAGUCGCUUCCCUUGCGGUUGUCUCAUUUGAUUGAAUGUCAGCGGGGUGAUCUGCUUGCUUAGGUGGAGUCAAAUGGGUCACUGUUCCCAGAUGUUCCUUCUCAGACGUCUGUGCUGCAGCAUGACAUUGACGUGGCCGGUGCUGCGCCAAUUAAACCGCAUCCGUAUCGGGUCAACCCUGACAGGCGUCAUCGUCUAAGGAGUCAGGUUGACUAUAUGCUGCGGCAUGGCAUUGCUGAACCUAGUUGUAGUCCGUGGAAUUCUCCGUGUCUACUGGCUACGAAGGCUAACGGGGAGGACAGGUUUUGCAUGGACCUUCGGAAAGUGAAUGGUGUAACUAAGCCGGAUUGCUAUCCUCUCCCACGGAUGGAGGAUUGCGUGGAUCGUGUGGGAAGUGCAUCUUUUGUGUCUAAGUUGGACUUGUUAAAAGGAUAUUAGCAAGUUCCUUUGACUAGGCGGGCGAGGGAGAUCUCUGCGUUCGUUACGCCUGAUGACUUUCUUCAGUACACGGUAAUGGCAUUUGGGAUGCGCAAUGCGCCGGCAACCUUCCAACGGUUGGUGAACAUUGUAUUGUCUGGUUUGUCCUUCUGUGAGGCAUACCUUGAUGAUUUGGUUGUGUGCUCCAGGUCGUGGAUCGAACACAUCGGUCAUCUGAAGGAGGUAUUUCAUCGUCUAGCGGAGGCAAACCUAACGAUCAAUCUAGGGAAGUUUGGCCAGGCCACGGUAACGUAUCUGGGUAAGGUGGUGGGCCGGGUCAGGUUCGCACUCUCAAGGAGUGCAGGCCUCGUGGCUGUGAGUCUGGAAUCACGGGGUUAAAGGCUCCUGUACCCGAUUGGCCAAGCCAAGUGUCAGGUGACGGGUGACUCAUCUGAAGCUUAAAUACCAGAGUCUCCCUGGAUUCUCCCACCCUUUUCGUCGACCCUGACUUGUGAACAAACUGCUGGUGUGAGCUGCGGAAGGCCUGGCCACAUGGCAUAGAACUUUGUGUACUUUCACCAUUACUUGUUAACAAAUAUUGAAUUGGGACGGAUAAGGGCUGACCUUAGUGUUUUCGUGUAUUUUGUUUCAGGGAUAUAUCUCCUUAGGCAGGUUUUAGAGUCUCUGGUUCAACGGUUCAUCACGUGGCUGGCUGGAGCACUGUUAAAUUGUUUGUCAGUCCAUCCAUAUCCUGACUGGGUUGUUUGAAUCAGGUUUGGGUUUUGUGUUCCAUUAAAUAAUUAAAACUAUUUUUGAACUUGAACCUGGUUUUUGAAUUAUGUUACGCGGCUCUGAAGUACCUGCAUUCGGGAGUCGUAACAGCUUCGCAGUGCUGGAUUCACCACGGAGCGGGCGAUGCCUACCUGGAUCGCUGUUUGUAGCUCUGGAGCAUUGGGCCGCUGCUCCAACAUCGCUGAGCUGUGGUUUGGAGAGCUUCCAGUGCAGCCAGCACUGAACAACAUCAUGGAGUCCAGGGUACACUUUGCCGAGGGCCGCCAGCGUUGCAUCUCCGCCCAGCGCGGCCUGCGGACUUCGGGAGCCGCGGACUCCGGUAGGAGGUGCCCGACUCGGAUGUCCAAGCCACUGAGGAGGUCCUCCAGUCCCGACAUUGGACUUCCAUCACCCCGACUAGUGGGCCUGAACGACGGGCCGCCCGGAGCGGGGGUUUCGGGAGCCCCCCGACCACAGGAGGACAACAGAGGAGGACGACCAAAAUUUUGGUGCCUUCCCUCACAGUGGGAAUUUGAUCCCGUUGUGUGGGGAUGUGUUAAAAAAUAACUAUUGUGUCCAGUGCUCUUUAUUAUUUAUUUGUAUGGCGACUACACAUUUCACUGUACCAUUUGGUACAUGUGACAAAUAAAUGUAUCUUGUAUCUUGAAACUUGUAUCUAUUUUACUCGCAGAAAAAAAUUUCAAUAUGCUGAAACUUUUCCGCGACCUAGCUGAGGCCACGAGUAGGUGGGAACCUCCCUCGAGCAUGAAGGAGAGUUCCAGCCACCUCA
Messenger RNA from Leucoraja erinaceus (little skate), 4652 nucleotides. RefSeq lists its product as uncharacterized. The record is from RefSeq and is a predicted model, not a curated record. The transcript is spliced from 2 exons. NCBI's taxonomy places the organism in Eukaryota, Metazoa, Chordata, Chondrichthyes, Rajiformes, Rajidae. The coding region runs from base 1814 to 2737 and encodes 307 amino acids.